Saprolegnia diclina VS20 is the source of this 711-nucleotide messenger RNA. RefSeq lists its product as hypothetical. The transcript has a single exon. Lineage: Eukaryota; Oomycota; Saprolegniomycetes; Saprolegniales; Saprolegniaceae. The record is from RefSeq and is a predicted model, not a curated record. The coding region runs from base 1 to 711 and encodes 236 amino acids.
AUGCGCACUUCGAUCCUCCUCCUCGUCUCGUCGUUUUGGCUGCACGUCGGCGCCCAUUCCUGGCUCGACGCGAUCACGUGCGGCGACAAGGUCGGGUACGCGCGCAAUUUCUCUUCACGGGACGCCUUGCUGCGUGACGGCCUUAUCUUUGACCGCUUCAUGACGUACCGCCUUGAGAACCGGAAUGCCUCGCAGCCGCUCUGCGCGCCGACACAGCGAGCGCCGCUGCAGCGAGCGUCGCACCCGCGCCUCGUGUGUGCGCCCGGCGACACCGUCACGUUCUACUACAACGAGAACGGGCACGUGACCAAGGACAAGUGCCAGCCCAACGAUCCGCGCGGCUGCGACGGCAUCUACGCAAAGAACACCCCGUGGUACAUCUACUGGGACGUCUCAAGCGACACGAGCAUCACGACCCGAAACGAUACGACGCGUGCGCUGCCUCUCGGUCGCAAGACCAACACUACGCGCUUGGUGGAGCUUGGGCGAGGCCUCUUUGACGAUGGGCUCUGUGGCGAGACGUCCAAGUACGGCCGCCCGCGCGCCCGUCAAGGGCGGCCGUGCAUCGGGUCGUUCCAGCUGCCACCGAUGAACGCCAGCAACAACAGUAACAGCACGCACGUGCUCUCGUUGGUGUGGCACUGGGUCUUCGACAAGGUCUACGGGGUUGGCGAAGAGUACACAACCUGCUUUGACAUUGCCCUUGCUUGA